Messenger RNA from Carassius auratus (goldfish), 3410 nucleotides. It is a transcript of the gene igf2bp2a, whose product is annotated as insulin-like growth factor 2 mRNA binding protein 2a. Gene Ontology annotation, molecular function: RNA binding. Bases 221 to 2044 code for a protein of 607 amino acids. The record is from RefSeq and is a predicted model, not a curated record. NCBI's taxonomy places the organism in Eukaryota, Metazoa, Chordata, Actinopteri, Cypriniformes, Cyprinidae. The transcript is spliced from 16 exons.
CUUUUUUUCAAUCCCAGUAAAAGAGUUUGAGCAGGAACAGAGUUGUGUACAUGUAGCAGGGGGUCCGCUGCAUCUGGGGGUGACUGCUGAUUUUCAGCACGUUUAUUUUUUAUUUAUUUUUUUUCUAUUUUAUUUUCUCAUUAUUUUCCUUACUUCGAGCAAUCCAUUGCACGCGCGCGCGCGCCGAUAUAUUUGGACGUACAGAUUUUUAGUAUAGACCAUGAACAAACUCUAUGUGGGGAAUCUGAGUCCUUUGGUGACCGUGGAGGACCUGAAGCAGCUCUUCGGCGAGAGGAAGCUUCCCGUGACCGACCAGGUCUUGCUCAAAUCCGGCUAUGCCUUCGUGGACUUCCCCGACCAGAACUGGGCGAUUAAAGCCAUCGAAACUCUGUCCGGGAAAGUUGAAUUACAUGGGAAAGUGAUCGAGGUCGACUACUCUGUUCCUAAAAAACUAAGGAGUCGGAAGAUUCAGAUCCGGAACAUUCCUCCUGAUCUCCAGUGGGAGGUUUUUGACAGCCUAUUAGCACAGUAUGGUACUGUAGAAAAUGUGGAACAAGUUAAUACUGAUACAGAAACAGCAGUGGUGAAUGUGACAUAUUCAACAAAAGAAGAGGCUAAAAUAGCUGUUGAGAAGUUAACAGGACAGAGCUUUGAGGAUUACUCCUUUAAAGUGUCUUAUAUUUUGGAUAUGGAUGCUGCUCCGCCUCUACCUGCGACCCGGAAUCGUCGGGGUGGGAGGACAUCACGGGAACAGGACUCCCAGCCCGGGACCUCUGCAGGCUCCCUGGGGCCCCGACAGAAGCAGCCAGACUUCCCCCUGCGCAUGCUGGUGCCCACGCAGUUUGUGGGAGCCAUCAUUGGCAAGGAGGGCCUCACAAUCAAAAACAUCACCAAACAGACACAGUCUAAGGUGGACAUCCAUCGUAAGGAGAACGCGGGAGCGGCAGAGAAGCCGAUCUCCAUCCACUCCACUCCUGAGGGCUGCUCGGCCGCGUGCCGCAUGAUCAUGGACAUCAUGCAGAAAGAGGCUGAUGACACGAAGGUAACUGAGGAUAUUCCUCUGAAGAUCCUGGCCCACAACAGUCUGGUCGGAAGACUGAUCGGGAAGGAGGGCAGGAACCUGAAGAAGAUUGAAGAGGAUACAGAGACCAAGAUUACCAUCUCCUCUUUACAGGACUUAACUAUUUAUAACCCAGAGAGAACCAUUAUAGUGAAGGGGAGCAUCGAGGCCUGUUGUAGGGCUGAAGUGGAGAUCAUGAGAAAGCUGAGAGAAGCCUAUGAGAAUGACUUUGCUGCUAUUAACCAACAAACCAACCUUAUCCCUGGGUUAAGCCUGAGCGCACUGGGCAUCUUUUCAACCGGUUUGUCAGUAUUGCCAACAGCUGCUGGGCCCAGAGGCGUCCCACCUGUACCCCCAACUGGCUACAACCCUUUUCUUGGUCCCUCAUCACAGCUGGGUGGGAUGUACGGUGUCCCACCUGCUAGUGCCAUCUCUCACCAGCACACACAGGCUCCUGAACAGGAGGUGGUCUACCUCUUUAUUCCAACUCAGGCUGUCGGUGCUAUUAUUGGCAAGAAGGGCCAACAUAUUAAACAACUGGCACGAUUCGCAGGAGCCUCUAUUAAGAUCGCACCUGCAGAGAGUCCUGAUGUCACGCAGAGGAUGGUCAUCAUCACUGGCCCACCAGAAGCUCAGUUUAAGGCCCAGGGCAGGAUAUUUGGGAAACUGAAAGAAGAGAAUUUCUUUUCUGCGAAAGAAGAAGUGAAGCUGGAGACACAUAUAAAAGUGCCCUCUUCAGCAGCUGGGAGGGUCAUCGGGAAAGGUGGCAAAACGGUUAACGAGCUGCAGAACCUAACCAGUGCAGAGGUCAUAGUGCCACGGGACCAAACCCCAGACGAGAACGACGAGGUCUUUGUCAAAAUUAGUGGGCAUUUUUUUGCCAGCCAGACUGCACAGAGGAAAAUCAGGGAGAUCAUCCAGCAGGUGAAACAACAGGAGCAGAAGCACCAGCAAGGCGCCCCCGUGACACAACGCUCCAAGUGACCAUCAGUGCAGCCCCAGAGUGUACCUGCCAAUGAAUGUAGCCCUCCCAACUGGAAUCAGACCAGACCAGACUGGACGAAGGGGACCGGCCGGGCAGACCAGCAGCCGUGGGAUCAAAACCAAAGAACUUCUUUCUGGGGGAGAUGAAGGAGCCACGGGCAGAAGGCUCUGAGUGCACUGCCAGCUUUGGGAGGGAGGGAGGGGGGAAGAAAGCGCAAGAAGACAAGUGUUCCUUUUAUCAUUCAAACACACCCUGAGCUUGAGAAGAAUAGGUAUGGGGCGUCUGUUAUCAGGACGGGAAACAUCACAGUCACCCCACGUAAAACAAUUUCUUUAUAAACUUCAAAAUUUAGGCUUAAUCUAGGGUUAACACAGAUAUGAAGCUCCAUUAACAUGUGUACACUGAUACAUUUAAACUGAGUUGUGUUGCUGUUUUCUCGGGUAGGUAAAGUGUGGGUGUGCACUAGCAGUUGGCAACCGAUUUAUUAUUAUUCUUUUUUGUUAUUUUUUGAUGCUCAGAUUGCGAUUUCAAAGAUUCUCAGCCAUAUUCUAACCAGUACACUAGAACAAAUUUACUGUUAUAUCUAAAGCAGAAGCACGAUUCUUCUCGUUUUGCACAAGCCAUCGGGCGUGUAGUGCACAUAUGCGAUCGCCUACGCAUAUAACAUUGUUUUUCAGAUUUCUUGAUGAUGGAAAAAGAAAGUUGGGAAAUGUAAAUGACAGAACGUAUAUUAAUAUCUUAGCCUGUUUGCAUUUUCGGGGAAACACCAUCCAGCUCAACGGAUCCUUGUUACUUAGCCUCUGCGUGCCAACGGAUGCCUAUCUUUCAUUUUUUAAGCUUUUAUCAUUGGUAGUUUUGUUCUUAUUUCUGUCCAGCUCUUACACUCCCUUUUUAGUUUUUCUGCAUUUAGUCAUUUCAUUGCCACCGCAUUCUUGUGGCGGCAGUUAUUACGAGACGGAGUAGGUAUGUGGUAGAUGUGGCUUAGGAGUCAACACCCCUUAUUUGCUUUUGGGGGUAUGAAAAGAAUAUAAAGCAAGCACCAGCGUCUGAAAGACAGCGCACCUUUACUGGCUCGGGCAGAGUGAAAUCCAAUGUGCACCAAGAAUCUGCCUUAAUCUAUGCUGAAAGGAGACGAAAAGAUGGGCGACUCAAAAUGUGAUUGAACGGUCAGGUUGAUGUGGGACGAGGAGGCAUCUUAUGACCUGUGGUACACACAUGGCCGCGCUUGGCUUUAAAUCUCUUAGUCAGGGAGCUUUCUAAACGGCAUGACAGCUGUGAAUGUACAAUAAGCAGCCUUUUAGAAAGAGCACCACCCUGUCAUGUUCAGUAAGCUGGUCCGUCGGCAAGAUUGUUAUUGUUUUGUUU